AUGUCUGUGGUGCGGAUUCAACUCACGGGGUGGGAGGAAGGAUACGCUCUUAUUGAUCUGCAGCUGCCUGUUGUCACAUGUGUGCUAGCUGUGAUUGUCUUUCUCUGCCGACGAAGUCUUGGCGCAUUAUUUCUGCGCGCCGUUGCUGGCGAGUGCUCUUUAGCCGAUGAUGGCCAUGGCAGCACGACCGGUCAGGCUGCGAAUUACCGCCCGGCAGCGCUCCUCAUGAUUUUUCGGCAUUUGCCGGAACUUCCCGAGGUUAUUGCCACGUUUGAUGCACAUUUUCCGGGGGUGUUAAACGAGAAUGACUUCUGUGCAUUUGCCAAGAGGCGUGUGUUUGUGCAUCUUCUUACACCGGAUGGCCUGCGAGAGGACCAAAACCUGCAUCAAGACGCUACCCACGAAGUCGAUGGCAGCCGGAAUGACAAAGACAACUCGUUGGAGAAUGCGAACCUGACGAAAGGUGAAGUCGUCGCGUCACCAAUUGUGAAGAAGCGCAAUUGGGGUCGUCUCCGACGACUCCUUCUGGGGGAUCGAAGAAAGAACAAACAGGUGAAGAAGAAGAAGAUGAUGAUGAUGGAGGAGGAUGUGAAGAGCCGAAAAGGAGAAGAAGUGGAGGAGGAGGAGACGGAAUUCUGCUGCGCUGAAACCAGUGGCACACAGAAUGGCAGUAACGGCGGAAGGACACAAAAAACGCCUUUGGAAACGCUUAUUCUGCAGUGUGGGGAAUACCAGUGGGAGCGGCUGGUACGACUGAGGGCGGUGCAGCUUCUAAACACAUCCAUGUCUUUGGAGGAAAACGACAUUUGGCAUGUGCAUUAUAUGAAGUUGAUUCAAUCCGUGGUGAAGGAUGAAGAUUUUGACGACGAUAGUAGCAGGGUUACAUGUGGUGGAGUUCUCGUCUGUGCUGCCCCGCGCAGCCCCGUGCCGUUGUUGCAGAUGGCACUGCAGAGUGGGCUACUCUGCCGCAAGAUGACACUUCAUGGUAGCGAAGGCCCUGCUGCUGAGCCACCAAUAAUAGAGUCUCCGGUGAUGUUAUCCGUGCUGUCGUUAUUUUUCUCUUAUCUCUUAGAAAAUUUUAUUUACUGUCUAGACCUCGUUUUCAGCAAUGUGGGACACUUGCUGCAUGUUCUUCUAGCAUAUAUCACGUGGUUGUGGUCUUUACACUGGCAUUUUGGCAGCAGUCAAUUGGAGAGAGAUGGGAGUGCAACAAGACCUCAGUUUAUGCCCACGGAGGAAUUGCCCGGCAGUCUGUGGAUUCUCCCAUCCCGCUCUACAUCCCUGUUGCAACUUAUUGCGGAGCAUGUGAAUAAAUUUGCCCUAUCCUCAGAAAACCGUUUGGUGGGUGUGUGCGUUCAUGAUGUGGCCUCCGCUGUGAAUUUAGGAACACUGGGGCGCGUUAUGCAACAAAAUUUGCAAGACGUCUACGCAGAAAAGAAAAGCAGCAGCAGUAGCUUUAGUGGCGUUGCUGCCUAUAUAUCACGGCUUCUUUUUUAUUUUACCUCGGUUAGUGUUUGGUUGCAGCGGCGCUGCCGGAUGUGUCAAGCGUUAUCGUUGGGUGAAACAAGGUUUAAUUCUGGUUUUUUUGCCGAAGCUGCUGUUGCGGCUUCUCCGGUGAAUACCCGCAUGGCGUCCUCUGAAUCGCCAACAACAACAACAACAACCAAAGAAGAAGAAGGUGCAGCAUGGACGAGUGACGAGGCGAUGGUCAACCGUCUGCUUAGUUGUGUGGAGCGGCGCGUUCGUACUGCAGAGGGACUACCGCCAAAUCCAACGUCAACGGCUCUUUCCUUAGAUGCACCCGCAUGUGGUUGCCAUAAUCAUUAUUAUCGUUUGGGGCGGGAAGUGCCGGUGUAUUACUUUGGUGGGUAUCGUUUGCAUGCAAUGUACUGCACGGCGAUGCCUCCCAUCUCGGCUCAGCGCUCACCACACACUCCAACGUACACCGUCACAGAGUGCGGUGGUGCCACAUGUUCCAUGCUUUGGCUACCGCACCAUAGCGCAUGGAAGACUUUGACGACGACGACUACAACAACAGGAGCGGCAGCGGCAAAGUCAUUAGAAAGUGAAGAUUUUUUUCUUGAUGAAUUAUCGCAGCAUUUCAUGGAGGAACUUUUGGCAAUGGCGAAUCUUUUUCUGGGUCUUCCAGCGAUGGAAGCGCUGGAAGCAUCGUCCCCAAUAUAA
Molecule: messenger RNA, 2184 nt
Organism: Trypanosoma cruzi
Lineage: Eukaryota; Euglenozoa; Kinetoplastea; Trypanosomatida; Trypanosomatidae
Exons: 1
Coding region: 1-2184 (727 amino acids)
Source: RefSeq, a predicted model, not a curated record